Messenger RNA from Nerophis lumbriciformis (worm pipefish), 264 nucleotides. The record is from RefSeq and is a predicted model, not a curated record. NCBI's taxonomy places the organism in Eukaryota, Metazoa, Chordata, Actinopteri, Syngnathiformes, Syngnathidae.
AUGUAUUGCCUGCAGUGGCUGCUGCCGGUGCUGCUGAUCCCCAAGCCGCUCAACCCGGCGCUGUGGUUCAGCCACUCCAUGUUUAUGGGCUUCUACCUGCUCAGCUUCCUGCUGGAGAGGAAGCCGUGCACCAUCUGUGCCUUGGUCUUCCUCGCAGCCCUCUUCCUCAUCUGCUACAGCUGCUGGGGGAACUGCUUCAUGUACCACUGCCAGGACACCGCGCUGCCGCACGCUGCCCACGACCCGGCCAUCGUGGGCACCUAG